GACAACUAGGACAGUUGGAAACUCAUGGUCUUUCCACUUCUGAUAUUUCACAAGAUAGCUUUCCUACCAAAAGUUCUAUGGAAAUUCCGGUAUUUAGUGUUCCUGAAACGAAGAAAGAAGAAAUCGAACCGGAAAAAGAAAUACUGAAAAAAAUAGAAUCGGUUCCUUCAACAUCUAAAAAUUCAGAGAUUAUUGACAUUCCUGAACCUAUCCUAAAAAAAUAUAACUUAUCCACCGAAUCUAAUCCAUCUCAAUUAUGUGUCUAUGCUAGUGAACUUGGCGCUAUGUUACCAGAUUGGAAAGCUCGUAAAAAUGUGAAAGAAGCUCUUCGUCGACGUCAAUUUAAAGAAGAACAGAUCAAGGCUCUUGUACCGGAUAAAAGGAAUGAAAAACUUACUAUUAGGGAAAGAGUUCAAUAUUGCGCUAAAAGUGGUGAUCCAUAUGAUAUUUACUUACAUGCUUUAGAUUUAGUCAAGACAAAAAAUGAUAGUGAUGAAGAAAUUGUUGCAUCCAGCUCACGUAUUUCGCUUUUCCGUAAGGAAUUGAAAGAAUCUGGAGUUGAUUCUAAAGUAAUUGAUAUAUAUGCUAAAUUUCCAGCACUUACUCAAGAUUCUAACGAAAUUCAGAAGAAGCAACUUCCUAAGAAUAACGAUCUUUCGAAGGAAGUGCACAGAGAGCAUUAUAAUCCUUUUGAUACCCAACUCGCGGAAAUAGAUUCGAUGUUAGCAGAAAUGUGA
Molecule: messenger RNA, 737 nt
Organism: Entrophospora sp. SA101
Lineage: Eukaryota; Fungi; Glomeromycota; Glomeromycetes; Entrophosporales; Entrophosporaceae
Source: the annotation of a GenBank genome assembly